This is a messenger RNA of Echinops telfairi (small Madagascar hedgehog), 10449 nucleotides long. It is a transcript of the gene AKAP6, whose product is annotated as A-kinase anchoring protein 6. Gene Ontology annotation, cellular component: perinuclear region of cytoplasm; sarcoplasmic reticulum. The coding region runs from base 103 to 7005 and encodes 2300 amino acids. Gene Ontology annotation, molecular function: transmembrane transporter binding; protein kinase A binding. NCBI's taxonomy places the organism in Eukaryota, Metazoa, Chordata, Mammalia, Afrosoricida, Tenrecidae. The transcript has 14 exons. The record is from RefSeq and is a predicted model, not a curated record.
CAUCUCCUAGUAUUGCAUCCUACAGAUGUGCCGUAAACAUCAAAAGAGGAUGGUGGGAGAAGGAGAUGCUGUUCUGGAAAGCAGCAAGGUCUAGACUUCUCCAUGCUAACCAUGAGUGUGACUCUGUCCCCACUGAGGUCACAGGACCUGGAUCAUCCCAUGGCUACGGACGCUUCACCCAUGGCUAUCAACCUAACACCCACCGUGGAGCAGGGUGAGGGGGAGGAGACAAUGAAGGACAUGGAUUCUGACCAACAGUAUGAGAAGCCACCCCCACUGCACACAGGGGCUGACUGGAAGAUUGUUCUCCACUUGCCAGAAAUUGAGACCUGGCUCCGGAUGACCUCGGAGAGGGUCCGAGACCUAACCCAUUCGGUGCAGCAGGACUCGGACAGCAAGCAUGUGGAUGUGCAUCUGGUUCAACUCAAGGACAUUUGCGAGGAUAUUUCUGACCAUGUUGAGCAAAUCCACGCCCUCCUGGAAACGGAGUUCUCACUGAAACUGCUCUCUUACUCCGUCAACGUGAUUGUGGACAUCCACGCAGUGCAGAUCCUCUGGCACCAGCUCCGAGUCUCAGUGCUCGUUCUGCGGGAGCGAAUUCUGCAAGGGUUGCAGGACGCCAAUGGGAACUACACCAGACAGACGGACAUUCUGCAAGCCUUCUCUGAAGAGGCAAAGGAGGGCCGGCUUGAUUCUCUAACGGAAGUGGAUGACUCAGGACAGUUAACUAUCAAAUGCUCUCAAAAUUAUUUAUCUCUGGAUUGUGGUAUUACUGCUUUCGAACUGUCUGACUACAGCCCGAGUGAGGACUUGCUGGGCGGCCUGGGCGACAUGACUACUAGCCAGGUCAAAACCAAACCUUUUGACUCUUGGAGCUACAGUGAGAUGGAGAAGGAAUUCCCCGAGCUCAUCCGCAGUGUUGGUUUACUUACCGUGGCCACUGACCCCCUCCCUCCCAGCUGCAGCAGAGAAGCUCCUGAGGAGGCUGCUCCAGUAUCUCUUUCAGCUGAGGCCAAAGGUGGACGCAAGGCAAACGGCGCUGCUGCAGCCAGUGAGCUCUCCCCCCACAUCUCCCCAGGACUGUCCUCUGUAGGGGAAGCUGAGACACCCGCUCUUCGACCCCCUUCUGAGACCACAAAGCGAGACUCCAGUUCCCCUUCUCAUCUUGGUGCAGAGGACCAACCGUCUCUUCCUUGUGAAAAUUCACCCCCCAAGCGAUCCAUCAGAGACUGCUUUAAUUAUAACGAGGACUCACCCACACAACCCACGUUGCCAAAGAGGGGGCUUUUCCUUAACGUGGAGAAUUUUAAGAAUGACCGAAAAAGUCAGGGUGGAAAGAAGCAGGUGGUUGAUCUGAAGCCCGAGCUGAGCAGAAGCACCCCCUCCCUGGUUGACCCUCCCGACAGAUCCAAGCUCUGCCUGGUCUUAAAGUCUUCCUAUUCCGACAGCACUUCGGCGGGGGCCAGCCAGUCCUAUGAGUGUCUCUACAAGGUGGGCAUUGGGAAUCUGGAAAGCACAGUGAAGAACCACAUUAAGGAGAUCUCAUCCAGCCUGGGAAGGCUGAGCCACUGCUGUAAAGAGAAACCUCAACUUACAAAGUCUCAGGAGAUUUCAGGAGAAGCGCCCCUGUGCCGAACACCCAAGAGGGGAAUCGACCCAGCUGAAAACAGUAAGAACUCAGUAGCACAGAAUGGAAUUCCCUCUUCUGUUUGCAAGGACACAGAGGGGCUGGAGACAGAUUUGGCUUUGACACCUUCCCUCGAGUCCUGCGUCCAGAGAAGUCGGGGUGGCAAGCUGCCGGCACAGGGAGAGACAUCCAGCUCACCACCUGGCACUCAGAGCAGCGAAUCACCUGCUGGCUCAGAUGCCCUUGUGUCUCCAUCACCCCUUCUUUCAAAACACAAAAGCAAGAAAAGCUGCACCUCUUCCCCAAGCCACGUCACCAGAAACGGUCAGGUUGUGGAGGCCUGGUACGGCUCAGAUGAGUACCUGGCGCUGCCCUCUCACCUCAAGCAGACGGAGGUCUUAGCGAUGAAGCUGGAAAACCUCACAAAGCUGCUGCCUCCCAAACCGAGAGCAGAGACCAUCCAGGAUAUUGACGACUGGGAACUGUCCGAAAUGAAUUCGGAUUCGGAGAUCUACCCAGCGUACCACGUGCCAAAGAAGCACACGAGGCUAGGCAGAGUGUCUCCGAGCUCAUCCAGUGACGUCGCCUCUUCCCUGGGGGAGAGCGUGGACUCGGGGCCCCUGAGUGACCUGCUUUCUGAUGAAGACCUAGGCCUGCCGCUCUCUGGCACGAAAAAACACGACGGCGGGAAGUCAGAGAGGGCUUCAUCCACAGAGAAAAACGAGAGCCGUUCUGUCACAAAGUCGGCUUUAAUUCAGAAGCUGAUGGCAGAUAUUCAACACCAGGACAACUAUGAAGCCAUAUGGGAAAAAAUAGAGGGGUUCGUGAACAAGCUGGCCGAGUUCAUUCACUGGUUACAGGAAGCCAUGGAGAGCACGGAGAACUGGGCGCCGCCCCGAGCAGAGACGGCCGGCCUGAAGCUGUACCUGGAGACCCACUUGAGUUUUAAGCUGAAUGUGGACAGUCAUUGUGCUCUUAAGGAAGCUGUGGAGGAGGAAGGACUCCAACUUCUUGAGCUUAUUGCAUCUCACAAAGCAGGACUGCAGGACAUGCUGCAGAUGAUCGCGAGUCAAUGGAAGGAGCUGCAGAGACAAAUCAAACGCCAGCACAGCUGGAUUCUCAGGGCUCUGGAUACCAUCAAAGCCGAGAUACUGGCUACCGAUGUGUCUGUGGAGGGUGAGGAAGGAACUGGGAGCCCCAAGGCUGAGGUGCGCCUGUGCUACCUGGAAGCGCAGAGAGAUGCCGUUGAACAGAUGUCCCUCAAGCUGUACAGCGAGCAGUACACCAGCAGCAGCAAGAGAAAAGAAGAGUUUGCUGAUAUGUCAAAAGUCCAUUCUGUGGGAAGUAAUGGGCUUCUGGACUUUGAUUCAGAAUAUCAGGAGCUCUGGGAUUGGCUGAUUGACAUGGAGUCCCUUGUGAUGGACAGCCACGACCUGAUGAUGUCAGAGGAGCAGCAGCAGCAUCUUUACAAGCGAUACAGUGUGGAAAUGUCCAUCAGGCACCCGAAAAAGACCGAGCUGCUUAGUAAGAUCGAAGCCUUGAAGAAAGGUGGCGUUUUACUACCAGAUGAUCUCCUUGAAAAAGUGGAUUCAAUUAAGAAAAAAUGGGAACUGCUUGGGAAAACCCUAGGGGAGAAGAUCCAGGAGACAAUGGCAGGGCACAAUGGGUCCGGCCCACGUGACCUGCUCUCCCCGGAAAGCGGAAGCCUGGUGAGGCAGCUGGAGGUCAGGAUCAAAGAACUGAAAGGGUGGCUGAGAGACACGGAGCUUUUCAUCUUCAAUUCCUGCCUGAGACAAGAAAAAGAAGGAACAACGAGUGCCGAGAAACAGCUGCAAUACUUUCAGACCCUCUGCUGUGAAAUCAAGCAGCGACGUCGAGGAGUGGCCUCCAUUCUGCGCUUGUGCCAGCAUCUUCUGGAUGACCGGGAGACGUGCAAUGUGAGCGCAGACCACCAGCCCAUGCAGCUAAUCAUUGUCAAUCUUGAAAGGAGGUGGGAAGCCAUUGUAAUGCAAGCCGUCCAGUGGCAGACUCGGCUACAAAAGAAGUUGGGGAAGGAGUCGGAGACUCUGAAUGCGAUUGAUCCCGGCGUGAUGGAUUUAAAUGGGACAACUGACGAUGCCCUGGAAUGGGAUGAAACUGACAUAAGUCAUAAAUUAAUUAGUUUGAAUGAAGAGUCAAACGAUCUUGAUCAAGAACACCCAGCUGGCAUGCCCACCUUGAAUCUUGAAGAGGCAGGGGGUGAAGACCCUGGCUGUGAAGAGGAGGCCGGCCAUCUUGGGGGACCUCACUAUGCGUCAAGUAUUACUGCCCCCUCCAGCCCACACGUCUACCAGGUGUACAGCCUCCACAACGUGGAGCUCUACCAGGACACCCACACGCCGUUUCUGAAAAACCACCCGAAGCUCACCGGUGUGACACAGCCUAUGGCUUUAACGAAGAGUCUCAGUAAAGAUUCUUCAUUUUCGUCUACAAAAUCUCUGCCAGAUCUUCUAGGGGGGGCCACUUUGGCAAAGCCCUGCCCUUGCCACGGAGGGGACAUGAGUCAGAAUUCAGGCAGUGAGAGUGGAAUCGUCAGCGAGGGAGACACAGUUGGUAGUUUUACCACCAACUCUGACAUGUGCUUGCUCCACGCAGGCGUUGGGUCGCCAAGCCCCCCUGACGCAGAGCAGCCGGACUCUAAAGUGGGAGAGGCAGUGGACAUGGUAAAGCACACAUGUCAAGAUGAGGACGAGCCGGUUACGCUUCCAAGUAGCUCUCAGCCAUCCAUCUCCCCAGGGAGUUGUGUCCAUGGAAAAGCCGGAGAUUUCAACAGUGUGACCAAACGUCCCCCUGAUUGUUUGGGAGAAGAAUUACAAGGAAAACAUGAUGUGUUUACAUUUUAUGAUUACUCCUACCUCCAAGGCUCGAAACUCAAAUUACCAGUGAUGAUGAAACAGUCACAAAGUGAAAAAGCACACGUGAAUGACCCUCUACUUCAUGGGUUUUAUUUUGAUAAAAAAUCCUGCAAAUAUAAACCUCGGGCUGCAGAGUUACAGCCAGAUGCACCUGCCCACGAGAGGCUUUUGGCGAGUGCAUCCCAGGAAAUGGGUCACAGUUCACAUAAGAGUGGCGAUGGGGAGAAGACCUUCCCGGGCAUGCAGAAUGCCAGGCAGCUCUCCCUGGUGUCUCGCAGCGCGUCCAUCGAGUCGCUUUCCCCCAGCGGGCAUUUAUUUGGACUGGGCAUCUUUAAAAAUGGCAGCGACAACCUGCCGCGUAGCGCUUCUUUAGAAAGUUGGUUGACAUCCUACAAAAGCAAUGAAGAUCUUUUCAGCUGUCACAGCUCUGGGGACAUGAGUGCCAGCAGCGGUUCGGUUGGUGAGCUGAGCAAAAGGACAUUAGAUCUCCUGAACCGUUUGGAGAACAUCCAGAGCCCCUCGGAGCAAAAGAUAAAGCGGAGUGUUUCCGACAUCACUCUCCAGAGCACUUCCCAAAGGAUGUCCUUUCCUGGCCAGCUGUCCUUGGACAUAGCGCCUUCUAUCAACGAAGACUCCGCGGCCUCGCUCACAGAACUCAGCAGCAGCGAUGAGCUCUCUCUUUGCUCAGAGGACAUCGUGUUGCACAAGAACAAGGUCCCGGAAUCGAACGCGUCCUUCAGGAAGCGCCUGCCUCGUUCGGUGGCGGAUGAAAGUGAUGUCAACGUCAGCAUGAUCGUGAACGUCUCCUGCACCUCUGCGUGCACCGACGACGAAGACGACAGCGACCUCCUCUCCAGCUCCACCCUGACCUUGACCGAGGAAGAGCUGGGCCUCAAGGACGAGGAGGACGACUCCAGCAUCGCCACCGACGACGAGAUGUUUGAAGACUGCAGCUUGAGGUCAGGGCUGGAUUAUAUCAAGAAUGAACUGCAGGCGUGGAUGCGGCCGAAGCUUUCCUUGGCCGGAGACGAGAGACGGUGCACCCUCGGUGAUGAACCAAAGCGCACGGAAGAUGUGAGCAGUGGCGACUGGACCAAUCCCUCGGAUACCCUGAACAUUGAAGCCCUUCUAAACGACUCUCUAAAGCAUCUCUCUGAAAGCAACGGAAACGACAAGAAUGUACCCCAUACCUACGAGACAGGGACAAAGGCAGAAAAUAAGAAAAACAUUUUCAAAGUUACUAAAGAUCCAUAUAUGGCUGACAUGGAGAAUGGCAACAUCGAGAGCGUUCCAGGGAGGCAGGAGGACAAACGGGGUGGCGUUUCAAAGGUAUCGGAACAUCUUGGGUCAACUGGGCAGAUGUCCGAAGGUGAGCUUUGUCAGUGUAGAGCGGUUCUAGGCAGCUCAGAUGAGUCGACUGCUGCUGGAAGGGAACGUGUUCCUCAAACUGUUAAGCGUCACCCAAAAAAAUGUCAAAACCAGCCCUCUGAACAUCAAAGUGUUACUCCUCUUUCCCCUGAGAAGUGGAGCCCAGCACCCCCUUCAGAAGACAGGGUUGCCGACAGAGAGGACCCUGAGGUCCUGACAUCAGCAUCUGUUGACCCAUCAACUGGGGGUGGACACGGUGCCGGUUGCCGCCGAGCCCCGGAAGAGAAUGCCACCGAGGACAGUGCUGCUUUCAGCGACAGCAUUGCCUGUGGCGACUGUGAGCCAGGUGUUCCCCAUCAAGAAGAUGCUGAAGAUUGUUCGGUACACAACUUUGUGAAGGAAAUCAUUGACAUGGCUUCAACAGCCCUGAAAAGUAAAUCUCAGCCUGAAAACGAGGCGGCGGCGCCUACGUCCUUAACUCAGAUCAAGGAGAAAGUAUUGGAACAUUCUCACCGGCCCAUCCAGCUAAGAAAAGGGGACUUUUAUUCCUACUUGUCCCUGUCCUCUCAUGACAGCGACUGUGGGGAGGUCACCAAUUACGUAGAAGAAAAGAGCAGCACUCCGGUGCCACUGGAUGCCGCCGACUCUGGUCUAGAAGACAAGGAAGACAUCGAGUGCUUCUUUGAAGCUUGUGUGGAGGGUGACCCUGAUGGAGAGAAGCCCGGUGUUCCCAUGACUCCUCUCCCUGGGCCCACGGUCCCCUGUGAAGCUGCAGUGUCGCUACAAGCCAAUGCUCGUUCAAGUCCUCCACCGCAGAAAGGGGCUCAUGCGGGAAAGGAAGGGGGUGGUCCUCCCCAAACUUCCAGUGCCUGUGAAGUCCUCUCAGAGUUAACUGCCCGCUCAGGGCCGGGCAGUGCCAAGGCGGGUCCAGGAGACCCAGGUGAAUCUGGGAUGGCAGAAAGCAGUGCUUCAGCCACGCCUGGGACGGCAGGUCUUUCUCUGAAGACCAAGCAGCCAGAGCAAAAGGCUGCCAGGCCUCCCGAUCCCCAAACUUUAGCCUGUGAAGAGAAUCUUCUACUCCUUCACGAGGAGCCACGCAGAAAUAUGCCUCGGUAGAUGUGACCCUCUCCACGCAUGGAAAUCAUCACAUUGAGAGAAACAGCCUGGUUGCAGCUCAGGGGUGGCCUUGUACCCCCAGCCUGGGCUGGUCUCUGGUGUCAUCACAUCACUGCCGUUCAUUACAUUGAGUUCUCCCAAGAGGAAUCUCCCUCUGAAUGCGGUUUGUCCACAUGAGCCCUGUGAUCUGGAUGUGUGCGCUGGUUCUCUUUAGGUGAUCGUCUUUGAAGUUCAGCAAAGCUGCUUGUUCUCCCUGGAGUCCUGCCCCAAGCUACCUCUACCAACCCUCUCUCCAGCAAGACCGUUCUGCUUGCCUCUCUCCCCGCUGAUCUCUAAAGUUCUACAGUUCAUCACAUGGAUGGUUCAUUAAGUUCACCUGUCUGACCAGUACUUGACCACUUUUUUUGGAUUUUUUAAAAUAGUAGGAAGCCUAUGUUUAUUUGAAAGAGGUUUUACCUAAAAAGCCAACUUACUUAGUUUUUAAAUUGCAGCAUAGGGAAGAAACACUGGUCCUGCUUUAAAAAUUAAGCCACUUUUUAAAGCACCAUAUUAUCUACUCCAUUUAAAAAAUAAUCUAUGCAGCACUUCAAGAAACAACUAUCUAGUGUUGUAUAUUAUAACGUGUGACAUUCAACGAUUGGAUUGUUUACCACAGUUUUGUUUUUUAUGCUUCUUGAGGUGGUAAUGAGAAAAAAAGUUUUUUUUUUUUUUUUUAAAAAGUGUGCCUUGCUGUAUUUCUUAUACCAUUUAUUAAAAAGCUGCUUUCACAGUAAAAUUGUAUUGGUUUGAAAGGAGGAAAUAGCAAGGUUAAGAUGUGUGAAUAAUUUCUGUAUAUAUGUAUAACCAAGUACAAACAUUGAUGUAUAAUGACAGUAUAAAUGCUUUCAUGUUUGUGAUGUCUAGUGAUGUGGAAAAUAGAAGCCUUAAAUCCAUUAGAUUGCAUGGUAAUUAAAAUUGGCAUAAUAAACAUAGUUUAAUGGGGGAAAAGGAAAACUACUGAUCUCUUUUACCUGUGUUCUUUACCAAAUUGUUGUAUCUGUUUCUGGGAAGAUAUAAUAUUUAAAGGCUUCCAAAAUGCUUAUGUUGCAUAAGAGGCUUAAAAUUUACUGACCCUAGAAACUGGACAUGACAUCAUCACCAUUUUCAAAGUCAUUCUGGUCACGAUAAAGAUCUUGAAACAGCGUAUCAUUAAAUGCCAAUUCCCCUAAAUCAAUUCAAAUUUAUACCAGAUUUUUAUUUCAUCUUAUCAUCAAUGACUGAAUGUUGGGCUUCAGGAUAGCUUGUAUGUCAUAUUUAUUUUACAUAAUUAUUUUGAGUGAGUUUGCUAGAAAGAUGGUAAGUAAGUACGGAAAAAUCUGACAAUACUUUGGGGUUAGACUAUAGAUUUCAGGUAUAUUUAUUUUGUCUAAAAGAAACUAGCAAAGAAAUAUUCCAUUUUGUCUUUAUGGACUCUUCUUACAUUCAGUAUUUUAUCUAUAUUAUAGUGUCUACUAAAGUGCCUGACAAACUGUCGGUGGUAGUACAAAUUUACUGAGUUGAAGUAUUGAGCAAGGUAGCAUGGAUGGCACCUGGCUCUUUGUUUCACAGAGACACAUAGGAAUCUGCUUACAAACGAAGUAGGCCACUGCAGACCCCGGAUAGCGCAGUUCUACUCUGGUAAGCAUGAGGUCACUCCAAGUGAGAACCAACCUUGUGCCAGUUGGAGCACUGAAACAGACGCAUUGAGGAAAAGAUAUACCAUAAUCUGUAGACCAACACAGUCUAAUUGAUAUAAAAAUUCAAAAAGGGAAGAUCUUUGUGAAUUCUUGUGGACAUGAGAAUGACAAUCAUUCAACAGAUCAAUCAGAAACACCUUUUUUUUAUGUGCAGGACACUGGUCUAGGAAUUGCACUGAUGAACAAGCAGAAAAAGACCCCAGCCUCAGGAUACUGAUCUACAUUGGGACGAAGUGAACACCCCAGUGGGCUGCAUGCUUGUCCUAGAGGUGAGAAAAAGAGAAGGCACGGUGGGAGGAGGCACAGGGAAGCAGCAUAGAGGAAUGAGGGGGGAAAGAGAGGGUUAGGAGAGAUCAGAAAGACAACAGGCUAUGAGUGAAAUCGUGAUGAAAAGGGCUGUAGGAGAUGAGGUCAAUAGAGGAUUUCCUGAAGAAGCCUUUAAAAAUCAAAGCUUUUGUAUGCUAGGUGGUGAGGAAGCUUUGUAAAGUUGUCUUCUUUCUUAUUUUUUUAAUUAUUAUUUUAUUAUUAGAGCAUAGAUAAGGAUUUUUAAAAGAUUCACCCAUAACUCUACCAUUUUAAUGACUAUUUGGUAUUAUGCCCCUUCUAAGCGUUUUCCUAUUCCUGAACAAAGGGCUCACUUUAGGUUCUUGAGUAGCUAUGUUGUUGAAAAGGAUUUUGAAAAGGCAGUUGUGUCGAGUUCGAAUGUAUGAGGGGAGUAAAGAUGCAGAGAUAAAAGUCCAGCUAGGAGACAGAUGAAGAAAACAAGCCAGGUUUCAGAUGAUCAUGGCAUCUACCAGAAGUGGCCCAGAAUGGAAGAAAAAGAUUUUUCUACCUACUCGUCAAGCAAAAAGACAAAAACCCUAUACUCUUUGAAAUACCUAACAGCAUUCCGAAUCACUAGGACAUGGCAUUUUUUUACCUUCUGAAACAACCUACCUUUCCCUUAAGCAAAGCUAGAGCAAAGAGUCUAUCUCCUGGUAGACCCUUCAAGGGACAAAAAGCAGGAUGUUCUAGUUAUGUGAACUGUUGGAUGACCAGGGAAGGCCUUGGAGCAUCUGAAAGAUUCAUUUGUGAAUAAUUAUCUGCUUCGUACUAAUACUACAUUUGUAGGAUGACCUUUAGGUUUUGUGAGGAAGCGACAGUUUUUCAGAUCACAAGGAAUGGAAUAGCAUCAGACUCUCACCCAGGCAAGUUCUGCCUUCCCAAUCACCCUUGAAAGGGUCAUCUGCCCACACACUUCCAGGGACCUUGGUUCAUCGUCUGUUUAAGUAAGCGGUUGGGCAUGUCUCUGUUAGAAGAUGUUUUCUUUGGUUGUUAAAAUCUGCGUAGUUACCUCCCUCCCCUAGCCCAUGAAUUUUUGCUCUCCAGUCGGUCCCCAUUCUGACCCAACAAGAGGCUUCAGAGCAUCUCUCCAUCUUCUUUUGCAUGACACCCCCAAAGAUAACUGAGGCCAGGUGUACAUUUGCUCCCCAACAUGACUUUCAUUUCUGAGUUCCUUCAAAUGUCCUGCGGAUGUCAUGAUUUUCUGAUUUAUUUCAACCUGGCUGAAUGUUAACAGACAGAAUCCUUGAGAUUAAGGACACUGUAUUCAUCAUCAUACAUGUAGAAAAAAAAUCUGAACAUUUAAGUGCUAAGUUUUCUCUAAAAAUAUAUUCCAGAUAUGUUUAUUCUAUUAUUGUAAAUUUCAAUAAAUAAAUGAAUAAAUAAAAGGAAUCCCCGGCUUCCUUCA